Messenger RNA from Chiloscyllium plagiosum (whitespotted bambooshark), 2564 nucleotides. The record is from RefSeq and is a predicted model, not a curated record. Lineage: Eukaryota; Metazoa; Chordata; Chondrichthyes; Orectolobiformes; Hemiscylliidae.
GAAGGGGGAAGGACAACAAGGGGGAGAGAGAGAGAGUGAUCGAGGUUGGACAUGGGCACUAAAUACAUUGAAUUAUCGAGCACAUUUCCGCACCAACUUAUUUUCUCUCACUAUUUAUUGUUUGAAUGUUCCAUGUUUCUGUUUUCGCCGUUUCUCUUUUCCUGUCUGUCUCAUGUUGCUCCCCUUGAUUAGUCUCUCUUUGUAUUUUUCUGCCUCGCAUCUCUCUUUCUCUCUGUCCCAGUUCCUCAUCUCUCUUCCGUCCUGGGCUCUCCUUUCUCUGGCACUCUGUUGCCUGGCUGUGCCUUCCUGACAGAGAGAGUGAGAUGGGAAUGAAGGGAAGGAAAGACAGAUCGAGAAAGCGACAGAGGGAGAAGCAGAAAAGGGACAGGUAUAAAGGUGCAGCGAAACUGAGGGGCGAUUUCUCUCCCUCUGUUUCACCCAUCCACAUUAAUUCUCGCCUUUAAACUUUGAAUGGGAAGCUGUGCAGCUGCUGUUAAAUGUGUUGAGAUUUUGCAAACCAGCCGAACCUGUGCUAAAUAUACGAGACAUACUCAGAAGUACGGAGCGCUAGGCUGGGUGCGAUGGGCCGAAGCGGUGUUUGGGGUUCGGUGUCCUACAGCUGCCGCAGGCUAAACCAUUCAGUUCCUUCACUUGCCUUGCCCCAGUCCUGCUGUUAAGGUCUCCAGUCAGGCUCAGUGUGACAACCAGGAACUGGUGCAAAGCUCUGGCGAUAGCUGUGUUUUCCCAAAUGAAGGCACCAGAUUACUUUCAAUCAGGUCCCUGUGGGAAAGGCGUUUGUCUGAACCCAGAUCAAGACUCCCGAGAAGCAGCUGCUGCCUCAUUUAAUGAGACAUUUAGACCAUUGUAUUCGCCCACAACUGUCCCCUCAACAUCCCUGGUAAUUGGAUGUGUAAGCAAUUAGAGGGAGGAAAACAGAAUAAUCUAUUCAGAAUAUUAUUUAAUAAUAAAACUUCAUUAUUCAGACUUGGCAGUAUGCUGAGUGGGUUUAAUAUGGACUAUUUGGAUCAAAUGUUCCCAAUUAUUACUCCUCACUUGUACUUUAACCUACUGCAUACAUGCAGGCUUCCAGUAUGUGUGAAGGAUGGAGCGAUACAGAAGAUAUGCCCCACAGGUGGGAGAGAUACAGAGGAGGGAAGAUAUAUCCCACAAGUGGGAGAGAUGCACAGGAGGGAAGAUAUAUCCCACAGGUGGGAGAGAUACACAGGAGGGAAGAUAUAUACCCCACAGGUGGGAGAGAUACACAGGAGGGAAGAUAUAUACCCCACAAGUGGGAGAGAUACACAGGAGGGAAGAUAUAUACCCCACAGAUGGGAGAGAUACACAGGAGGGAAAUACACCCCACAGCUGGGAGAGAUACACAGGAGGGAAGAUAUAUCCCACAGCUGGGAGAGAUACACAGGAGGGAAGAUAUAUACCCCACAGCUGGGAGAGAUACACAGGAGGGAAGAUAUACCCCACAGCUGAGAGAGAUACACAGCUGGGAAGAUAUAUACCCCAUAGCUGGGCGAGAUACACAGGAGGGAAGAUCUACCCCAAAGCUGGGAGAGAUACACAGGAGGGAAGAAAAAUACCCCACAGCUGGGAGAGAUACACAGGAGGGAAGAUAUAUACCCCACAGCUGGGAGAGAUACACAGGAGGGAAGAUAUACACCACAGCUGAGAGAGAUACACAGGAGGGAAGAUAUAUACCCCACAGCUGGGAGAGAUACACAGGAGGGAAGAUAUAUCCCACAGCUGGGAAAGAUACACGGGAGGGAAGAUAUAUCCCACAGCUGGGAGAGAUGCACAGUAGGGAAAAUACACCCCACAGCUGGGAGAGAUACACAGGAGGGAAAGUAUGUCCCACAGCUGGGAGAGAUACACAGGCGGGAGGUUAUACCCCACAGCUGGGAGAGAUACACAGGAGGGAAGAUAUACCCACAGCUGGGAGAGAAGCGAUAUACAGGAGGGAGAGAUACAGAGGAGAUAUGCAGGGGUUAGAAGCUAUACCUGGAACAAACUGGACAAUCCCAGAAAGGAAAUUUCUGUAUUAAUCAAGUGGGAAUUCUUGAACCCUGGAGGUGACAGUUACACUCAGGUGUGGAGCAUUAAUAUACAACCUUCAUGAUCCCAUUCAUUCCAUUUGCAAAUUCAUCUCAUAUUUUAACACAUACACUGAACCAGCUAGGGAUUUUGUCCCUUUCUCUGUGUGCUUAUGUUUAAAUCUAGUCUGAAAACUGUAUCAAGCUUCUCCCUAACAUUGGCAGACAUUCGGUUUCUGGGAUAAACACGGCUCUGUCAAAGUUACAGUGGAUCAGAGGCAGAAAACCCUGAGAAAUUCUUAGCUCUAAAGCUCUUGUGAAGCUAACUAUGCAACGUUUUGUUUUUGGAUCUGAAUUUAACCUCUUCAAAGGAGAAUUUGAUUCAGAAUUUGAUAUUUGUCAAAUGUUAAUACCGUUUGUAACAUAUUUGACAACUGAUCUAAUUAAGUUGGCAUAGCGCUGGUGGUCAUUUUAGGUGUCCAAAUACCCAGUCAGUCAAUCAGUACACAAGAGGCCCUUCAG